Messenger RNA from Drosophila hydei, 2691 nucleotides. It is a transcript of the gene BuGZ, whose product is annotated as BUB3-interacting and GLEBS motif-containing protein ZNF207. The record is from RefSeq and is a predicted model, not a curated record. Gene Ontology annotation, cellular component: nucleus. NCBI's taxonomy places the organism in Eukaryota, Metazoa, Arthropoda, Insecta, Diptera, Drosophilidae. The coding region runs from base 98 to 1861 and encodes 587 amino acids. The transcript has 7 exons. Gene Ontology annotation, molecular function: DNA binding.
GCUUGAAAAUAGUGUUUUUUUUGUACAAAAAGUCGUAAUUUAUUAGUUUUAACCAAACGCCUUGUUAUAUUCAAGUGUUUAAAACAAAGUUGGGAUAAUGGGUCGUAAAAAGAAGAAGGCCUCCAAACCCUGGUGCUGGUACUGUAAUCGCGAAUUCGAUGAUGAGAAAAUUCUUGUGCAGCAUCAAAAGGCGAAACACUUUAAGUGCCAUAUAUGCCACAAGAAACUGUAUACGGGGCCGGGUCUAUCCAUACAUUGCAUGCAAGUGCAUAAGGAAACGGUGGAUAAGGUGCCCAACUCGUUGCCAAACCGUUCCAACAUCGAAAUUGAAAUUUUUGGAAUGGACGGAAUACCUGCAGAGGAUUUACGCGAUCAUGAGCGCCAGAAAAACGGCGGUAAAUCCGAUUCAGAAGAUGAUGAGCCGGCAGCCAAGAAAAAAGUUGAAUAUCCUAUGUCUGUGCCGCCGCCUAUGAUGAUGCCAACCAAUAUGAUGCCACCGCAUAUGUUGGGACAGUAUGGUAUGGGUAUGAUGCAGCACAUGCCACCAUUGCCUCCAUAUCCGAUGCCAAUGAUGCCGCACAUGAUGCCACCGCGUCAUAUAUUUCCGGCAGCGAUGGCAACCACUUCAGCGGCAGCUGCCGCAGCAGCCGUGCAUCAACAUCAUCAGCAGCAGCAACACCAUCAACAGCAACAACAGCAGCAGCAACAUGCAGCUGCCAUGGCUCAGCAGAAACCUACGUUUCCAGCUUAUAGCAAUGCCACCAUAAGUGCUCCACCUACUACCAAUAAUGCUGGUUUAGGCGGCGGUGCGGCGUCAAACGCUGCACCUUCUCUUGCACCAGAUGCACAUAAUCAGGGACGACCGCCAAAUGUAGCCAAUGCGGUUGGCGGCGGCAGCCACGUUGUAGCCGCUGUUAGCACAAAGAUAAUGCAUCCGGCGGAGGAUGCAAGUCUGGAGGAGUUACGCGCCCGCCAGUCCAAGUAUCAGGUGCGUGUGGCUGCCGCCUUAGUAGCAGCCGCUGCAGCGCCGAAAAAUCACAGCCCCAGCCUCAAUAAUAACGGUGGCGGUGGCAGCGGAGGUGGAAAUGGAAGCGUUGGCAGCGCUGCCUCAUCAAUGCCUUCAACACCGCCACCGCCCUCACUGUCCGGCAUCUCGCCAACGGGCAGCGCGGCCGCUGCAAACGCAAUUGCUGUGAGCACGGCCAUCUCCAAGGCACAGGAAACCGCUGCGCUGGUGGCCGUGGCGCAGGCACAUGCACAGGCUGUACAGGUGGCACAGGUACAAGCUGCACAUGUGCAGGCCGCGCAGCAGCAUAUGCAAGCACAGGUGCAGGCGGCACAAGUGGCACAUGCUGUUGCCGCGCAACAGCAGCACCAGCAGCAACAACAACAGCAGCAACAGCAGCAGCAGCAGCAGCAGCAACAACAACAGCAACAGCAGCAACAACAGGCACAACAGCAACAUCAGGCCCAGCAGCAGCAACAGCAACAACAACAACAACAGCAACAGCAGCAAGUGAAACAAUUGGAGGAACUAAAUCGUGCUGUGAUGCUGCAACGUCUGCAAGCGGUACGGCAACCGGGCAAUCAUGGCCUGGGCAUGAUGCCCUUGCCUGGCGGCCUGCAGCUGAUGCAGCCCAUGCUGAGACCCGGCACUGUUGCCAUUGGACCCCAUGGCACAUUGAUAGGCGGCAAUAUGUUGCGUCCUGGCCCGAUGCCUGGCAUGCCAGCAGGUCUACUACCCAUGCAGGCAAUUGGUUUGCCUGGCUUGCCCGCAGGUGCCAUGCCGAUGCCGGGCAUGGGCGUUAUGUUGCCUGGCCAUCCGAAUAUGUUGCAGAUGAUGCAGCCACGCUUCAGAUGAUGCCUGCCCGCUGCGCCAGGACUCUUGCAGGCGCCAACACAGACGCAUCCGCACAAUCUGCGAGCGUUUCAGCGAGCAGCUGCAUUGCCAACGCUGCACCCAGCGCAGACGCAGUCAUCACAGUUGGUGGGCUUGCCGUUGCCCUUGCUGUUUCACGAUUAAAUUGAGACGUGGCCAAUCAACGAACUAACAACAGCAGAAACGCUAAAUCCUGCGACAACAACAACAUCAACAACUAGUGCAAAAUGCAAUCACAACAACUGCAAGCAAGUUUUCAUACUCAAGCUACGCAAUUCCACAAAGCUCUUUUUCUUAAAUGUAUAACAGUUUUGAGACACUCGAUACAUACACACAAACAUACACGCGCAUACACAUGUGUCACACAUACACUCACUGGUUGCACACACACUAACAGCAAUAUGCAUAGUUUUAUACCAUCUACACAUAUAUAUCCAGAGUAUUUCCUAGUUAAUGCAUCUAAACUUUGCUUUUCUUUCAAUGACUAAAUUCUUAACUUUUCCACAUUCUGUUCAAUCAACUAAAUUGGUGUGUAUUUGCAUAACAACACUAUUAAAUUUACUAACACUACUCCGUAUGUGUGUUCUAAAUGAAUCGCAACUCGCUUCUCAUCUGGCGCUCUUAAUCUCUCUAUCUCUCUUGUUCUUUGUGCUGGCACGCGGUUCUCUUUGCUGUAUUGUUGCUGUAGCGUCUAGUUUACUCUUUCUCACUCUCUCUAUAUAUAAAUAUAUUUAUAUAUAUGAUAUUACACUCUCCCUAGUUAUAUAAUUGUAACUGUAUUUGUACAAAACGAGCAAAUUUCAUAAUAUUUA